AUGGAGUUCCCUGAUACUGCUGUCGGCAUCUACCAUACCCGACUGCACCUUGUUGAGUUGCAGUCCACGCGGCACGAAGCCAAUAUACGGCACCCUGGAGAAGACUGGCCAGGCAUAACGAACCAGAAGGAGAGGAAGAAACUUGAGAAUAGAUUGAACAAACGACUUUGCUACAAAUUUGACUGGCUAAUUUGUGCCGCCGUCUCUCCCUUUGCAUGCGACGAGCAGAGCUGUAACUCGGUGUCGACGACGAUGGCCCCCAUGCCGGGUAGUCUCGUACCUACAAGCAUGCAGUUGACCAAAAUGCACCACCCCUGGCUUGACCUGUUCCCUAUUCCCAGGAUGCGAGACAAUCUUUUGAUAGCUACAAGCGUUCUGUCUCCAGAGGAGGAGCAACUACUUUUCGACGAUGUUAUGGAGGCGGGUAAUGGAAAGAACGAAUGGACUGGGCUGCUAGUUUGGGGAGAGCCGUGGGAUCCACAAAGCUGGGAAGCAAGUAUUCCCUUCCUACAAAGAUCGUCAUGGCUUGUAAGAGGCUACCCAGAGAUUGUAACAUCCACCAAUCGCUGGCGACGUAUGCGAGGUGAAGAGGCGAUUUCAGUUCCAGGCUUUGUCCUAGAGGAGUGUUAG
Molecule: messenger RNA, 630 nt
Organism: Pyrenophora tritici-repentis Pt-1C-BFP
Lineage: Eukaryota; Fungi; Ascomycota; Dothideomycetes; Pleosporales; Pleosporaceae
Source: RefSeq, a predicted model, not a curated record